UAUGGGGUUACGUGGCUCAGCAUUCAAACAUGUGAAUGUCAUUUGAUGGUCACGCGCCUAGCUCCCAGGCGCGGCGCGCGUAAGGGUAUAAAGGCUGAAAAUUCACUUACGAUCAGUAUUCUUUGUUGUUGCCGUUGAAAAUGGAAUUUGUCCAGCUCCGUUUCCUUGCCGUCCUGUUGGUCGCUCUCCCUUUGUUCACUGUCGGAGCACCGACAGCAGCGCCGAAGGUCGGAAUAGCGCUGUAUUAUGAGAGCCUGUGUGGAGGAUGCAGGGACUUCAUCAUGUCCCAGUUCUAUCCGACGUUCCUGAAGGUUGGCGACAUCAUGAAUGUGACGCUGGUCCCGUACGGAAAUGCAGAAGAAACUCGCUACGGGGAUAAAUGGCAAUUCACUUGUCAACACGGUAAGGCGGAAUGCGUAGGAAAUCUCAUUGAAACAUGCGCCAUCUCGAUUCUUCAGAAUACUACCGUGUACUUUCCUUUCAUCCACUGCCUUGAAACCAACCUCGCUGGGAGUGAUCCGCUCUCGGUCGCAGAACAUUGCGCCACUCAACAAGGAAUUGAUUUCGCCCCCAUUGAGAAGUGCCAGACAGGCCCACAGGGGAAUGCCCUCGAGCAUCAAAUGGCUCUGAAGACCAAUGCGCUGGUUCCUCGCCAUAAUUACGUUCCGUGGAUUACACUGAAUGGUAAACACACUAAUGAUAUACAGGACAAGGCAACUUUUAAUUUGCUAGGAUUGGUGUGUGACACUUAUCAAGGUACUAAACCUUCUGCUUGUCAAAAACACGAACGGAUACAUUCUCGCUGCUACAAGGAUGCGUGAACAAUAGUUCGGAAUGAGGAAGUCAGUAUUGUAAUUUGUAAUCAGUUUUUCCCUGUUUACGAUUUUCUUGCACCAUUGUUGUGAAAAUUGCUACAAGAAUUUUAAGUCUACAUUGUAUCUCUUUUCGCUUUAUGUUAAGUUGUAAAAUUGACAAGUGAUAUCCUUGUCGAUUUAAAUUAAUGAAAAGUUAAAGUUACUGAGUCGUUUAAAUCUCUUUGCGGUGAACCUGUAUGUUCAGUAUUUUCCCUGCGCGCUGUAAUGUGGUUUUGAGUCAAAAUUAUAAUAAACAACAUACCAUUUACUCCCCAACCGGUUUUCUACUUC
Orbicella faveolata is the source of this 1145-nucleotide messenger RNA. RefSeq names its product gamma-interferon-inducible lysosomal thiol reductase-like. Gene Ontology annotation, molecular function: oxidoreductase activity, acting on a sulfur group of donors, disulfide as acceptor. NCBI's taxonomy places the organism in Eukaryota, Metazoa, Cnidaria, Anthozoa, Scleractinia, Merulinidae. The record is from RefSeq and is a predicted model, not a curated record.